Sphenostylis stenocarpa is the source of this 1989-nucleotide messenger RNA. The record is from the annotation of a GenBank genome assembly. Lineage: Eukaryota; Viridiplantae; Streptophyta; Magnoliopsida; Fabales; Fabaceae.
AUGGGUAAUGCAAUCCCGACCCAGACCCCUAGUAGCCGCACGCAGAUGGAUUUCGAGGAUGUAAUAAUGGAGGAAGGAACCUCAGGCACCAAAGUACACCCUGUUGUUUCACCACCCUACAAGAGCAGCCUUCAGAAGUUCUUCACCAAGGUCAAGGAGACCUUUUUCCCUGAUGAUCCUCUGCGCCAAUUUAAGGGACAACCAUUUCAUAGAAAACUAAUCCUUGGAGCUCAAUAUAUGUUCCCUUUGCUUGAAUGGGCCCCUUGUUACAGCUUCAAACUCUUUAAAUCUGACCUUAUUUCUGGUCUCACCAUUGCUAGUUUGGCCAUCCCUCAGGGAAUCAGUUAUGCUAAGCUUGCAAAUCUUCCUGCGAUUCUGGGACUCUGUGAGUAUGUUGAUUUUGCCUGCAGUGUAGCCUAUGACUCUAGUUUUAUUCCCCCUCUUGUGUAUGUUGUUCUUGGAAGUUCAAUGGAUCUUGCAGUAGGACCUGUUUCUAUUGCUUCCUUAGUGCUAGGAUCCAUGAUCACAGAAGAAGUUUCUCCCACUGCAGAACCUGAUCUGUUUCUCCAAUUGGCUUUAACUUCAACGUUUUUUGCUGGGAUCUUUCAAGCAGCUCUUGGAAUUCUAAGGCUUGGAUUUAUCAUUGAUUUUCUAUCAAAGGCAAUCCUUAUUGGGUUCAUGGGUGGAUCAGCUGUAAUUGUAGCUCUACAACAGCUCAAGGGUCUUCUCGGAAUCACACAUUUCACUAAAAAGAUGGCCCUGGUUCCUGUUUUGAUGGUCGUGGCAAACGAUAUUGAUGGGUUUUUGCUUCUUGAUAUUACUACUGGGCGCAAGACAUAUUCUGGUGCUCCUCUUGUGUCUGUCAUCAUCUCUACUGUCGUGGCUUUUCUAAUCAAGGCUCCACGUCAUGGCAUCAGUGUGAUUGGAAAAUUGCCAAGAGGAAUAAAUCCUCCUUCAGUAGAUAAGCUACACUUUCAAGGAGAUCAUAUCGGCCUAGUCAUCAAAACUGGCCUUAUCACUGGCAUUUUAUCCCUUACAGAGGGAAUUGCAGUGGGAAGAACAUUUGCUACAAUAAGAAACUACAAAGUGGAUGGAAAUAAGGAAAUGAUGGCAAUCGGAUUAAUGAAUGUGGUUGGCUCCACCACAUCCUGCUAUGUUACAACAGGAUCUUUCUCUCGCUCAGCUAUCAAUCACAACGCAGGUGCUAGAACAGCAAUGUCCAACGUAGUAAUGUCUUUGACAGUCUUGAUGACACUACUGUUUCUCUUGCCAUUGUUCAAAUACACACCAAAUGUUAUAUUGGGUGCAAUCAUAAUAGCAGCAGUAAUUGGCCUCAUUGAUAUUCCUUCUGCUUAUCUCAUUUGGAAGAUAGACAAAUUCGAUUUCGUUGUGAUGUUGACUGCAUUCUUUGGUGUGAUUUUUAUCUCUGUCCAGAUGGGUCUAGCUAUCGCAGUCGCAUUAUCAGUGUUGAGGAUACUUCUGCAAAUUACCAGGCCUAAAACUGUAAUGUUGGGGAACAUACCUCGGACAAACAUAUACAGAAAUAUUCAUCAUUAUAAGGAAGCUAUAAGAGUACCUGGUUUUCUUAUUUUAAGCAUAGAGGCUCCCAUCAACUUUGCAAACAUCACAUAUCUCAACGAGAGAAUAUUUCGAUGGGUAGAAGAAGAAGCUAGCACAGUGGAAAACGUUUGCCUUCAAUUUCUGAUUCUUGAUAUGUCAGCUGUGAGUAACAUAGACACAAGUGGAGUCUCACUUUUCAAGGACUUGAAAGCCACUUUGACAAUGAAGGGUGUUGAUAUUGUGUUGGUGAAUCCUCUAGCUGAGGUCAUAGAUAAGCUGCAAAAAUCAUAUGAUGCAAAUGAUUUCAUUCGAGCAGACUACCUUUUCUUAACAGUUGGAGAGGCUGUAGCUUCACUUUCAUCAGUAAUGAAGAGACAAAGACCAACCAAGGACGACCAGGAGAUACACACAAUUGUGACUGAGAACUGA